Messenger RNA from Colletotrichum acutatum, 1455 nucleotides. RefSeq names its product ATP adenylyltransferase. Gene Ontology annotation, biological process: nucleotide metabolic process. Lineage: Eukaryota; Fungi; Ascomycota; Sordariomycetes; Glomerellales; Glomerellaceae. The transcript is spliced from 2 exons. Gene Ontology annotation, molecular function: ATP:ADP adenylyltransferase activity; ATP binding. The coding region runs from base 160 to 1248 and encodes 362 amino acids. The record is from RefSeq and is a predicted model, not a curated record.
UGCGACUUGACGUUCAAUACUUCGACUCACUUACAACCUCUUUCAUGAAUACCCCGAUAUGACUUUACUCCAAUCUCACAGUUUGGCAUAUCGUUCCUACUGGUAGAUUUUUUACAUCAUUUCCAAAAGUGACAACUCAUCAGAGCAGAGAGACGCGCAAUGGCCUCUCCGAUAACCGAGGCCUCGGUCCUCGCUGCCUUUGAUGAAAAGGUUCGAGACGGGAUUGUUAUGUACGCGGAGGAUAUGGAGAAGAUUUAUCAUGAGGAUGGAGGUUUCAAGUUUGAGUUCCGCUUGACGGCCGCGUUGAAGAGUAAACCCGCCGCUGUAGAAGACAACGCAGAGCUAGACGACGCAGAUGGUGAAAAGACCCCGCCGUCUCAGAUAACCGCAAGCGCAGCCUCAAACGCCAACGCUCGCACCCACGGCGAAGACAAGCACUCGAACAAAGAAAUCACCCUCGAUGAAGAAGGAAACCUUCCCGGAGGCGACAUCAGCAUCGCGGGGUUCGAACUCACAACCAUCAGCGGUGGCGGAGCUGAAGAUGCUACGCAUGUUCUUGCCUUCAACAAGUUCUGCGCGUACAGGCCGCAUCUUCUCCUCUUGACUGCAGAUGGGAGGAGGAGGCAGUUUGAGGGGUUGGAUGAGCGGGAUUUAGGGGCUGCGGUGGAGGUUUUGGGGGGGUUGAAUGGGGUGUGGGGUGGUGAUGCGGAUGCUGUUGGCGAGGACAAGAGACGGGAGUAUCUGGUCAUCUUCAACUGUGGUAAGGAGGGCGGGUGUAGUCGGCUGCAUAAGCAUAUGCAGGUUAUCCCUGCGCCGGAGGCGAUUCCCGUGUGGCCUGACCUCGUUACCUCCGGGUCUGGGACAGGGACGGAAGCGGCCGGCGAUGGGAAGCAGGAGCCGCCGUUCCGUUACUUCAUCCACCACUUCACUAGCACGUCACCCCCCUCGACGAAGGACCUCACGGCGAAGUACAGAGAAUUGCUCCGCCAGGCGACGGAGCUGAUCCCCGGCAGGGAGAAGGUUGUCGAGGAGGACGGGGACGGGAGGGCUGUGGCGGUGCCGCAUAAUGUCAUCCUCGGGCGGCGGUGGAUCGUUGUGGUGCCUAGGGUGAAGGCGGGCGUUGACGGGGCGGAUGUGAAUGCUGUUGGUAUGCUUGGUGUUGUGUGGGCUUCGAGGCCGGAGACGGUGGGGAAGUGGAGGGAGUUGGGGGCGAGGAGAGUGCUUGGGGAGGUUGGAGUCAGGAAGUGAGGCGUUUUCAAUUCGCAUGGGACGUGGGGUUUGAAGAGAGCUUGAGGUUUCUCGGUGAGCUGGGGAUAUGAGCGAUGGGAUUUGUGGGUUGUGAUGGGAGUUAUGUGGUAUAGACGGAGUGUUAUAGAUAUAGACGUAGCAUGAGCAGGCCGUGAAACAUCAGCAACAUAUAGACGAUAAGAGGCUCCGUUGCAUCAAGAUCUUCCA